Glycine soja is the source of this 1342-nucleotide messenger RNA. Its product is annotated as protein MIZU-KUSSEI 1-like. The transcript has a single exon. NCBI's taxonomy places the organism in Eukaryota, Viridiplantae, Streptophyta, Magnoliopsida, Fabales, Fabaceae. The record is from RefSeq and is a predicted model, not a curated record. The coding region runs from base 208 to 1092 and encodes 294 amino acids. Gene Ontology annotation, biological process: hydrotropism.
CCACAACCCUCCACACCCUCCCUUUAUAUUCCUCCCCUCUCCCAACACCAUAAUCACUUUGUCGGUCCCCCCUCUCUCUCUCUCUUCGUGUCCCCUCUCCCAACCUUGAUUCACAAUCCCCCUCACUCACUCCAACAAAAAAACCAUCCUAUCACUCUCUCCUUCUCCUUCUUCUUCAACCUUCCUUGUGUUAAUUUCCAUCACAACAUGAAAGAACAACAAAAACAACAGAUAUUUCAAAGAAGCACAAGUGCAUGCACCGCCACAACAAGAAACAGCCGAAGAAUCCUCCCUUCAAACCUAACCCACUUCCGCUCCUUCGAAUCCGAUGAUGUCUCCGACAAACUCCUCGUGCGGCGAGGAUCCUCGCCUUCGGUCUCAAACUUGUACCAACAGCAGCAACAGCAACACCACGCACCAAAGCUAACGCAACAAAACAAGAUAUCAUCACUCAUACGCUCGUUCUUGAACAUCUUCACGUUCCCAACGAUGAUCCCAACAUGCAAGUGGCUCACUAUUCCUUCGCAGCUCUCCGUGACUCCUUCCCUCGGCAGGAAGGUCACCGGAACCCUCUUUGGGCACCGCCGCGGACACAUCUCUUUUGCUGUGCAGCUCCACCCCCGCGCCGAGCCCGUCCUCCUCCUGGAGCUAGCAAUGUCCACCUCCUCGCUCGUCAAGGAGAUGUCCUCUAGCCUCGUGCGCAUCGCACUCGAGUGCCAGAAAGUGUCUGUCACCGCUGCUGUUGCACACAACAACAGCGGUGGUGGCAGACGCAGGCUCUUUCAGGAGCCUGCCUGGACCAUGUAUUGCAACGGGAGGAACUGCGGCUACGCCGUGUCCCGCACGUGUGGGGACCUCGACUUGCACGUGCUGAGCACAGUGCAGAGCGUGUCGGUCGGCGCCGGAGUGAUCCCUCUCCUGGAGGAUGGAAAAGGGGGUGGCAGUGGCAACGGCGGGUCGGAGGGCGAGUUGAUGUACAUGAGGGCGAGGUUCGAGCGAGUCGUGGGGAGCCGUGACUCGGAGGCGUUUUACAUGUUGAAUCCUGAUGGUAAUGGGGGACCUGAGCUUAGUAUUUUUCUAUUGAGAAUAUAAUUAUGAUCAAUUAGUGAAGAUUGUUGACAAAAGAAAAGAAGUGUCAUAAGACAUUCACUUUGCUGUUUGAUAUAGUCUUAAGAAAAAGAAAAUAGGGGAUUCGAAUUAAGAUUGAUGUAUUUGUUUAGGAAUUACCACUUGUUUGCUGCUGCUUCUUUUUUCAAUUAUGACCAUAUAUAUAUAUAGAUAGAUGAAAGGAUAUGUGAUUUAUUUUGAGAUCAGAUAUAUAAACGUUUCUGCUGAUGGUUAA